Molecule: messenger RNA, 1125 nt
Organism: Pleuronectes platessa (European plaice)
Lineage: Eukaryota; Metazoa; Chordata; Actinopteri; Pleuronectiformes; Pleuronectidae
Gene: ccnh
Product: cyclin H
Exons: 9
Coding region: 4-966 (320 amino acids)
Biological process (GO): regulation of transcription by RNA polymerase II; DNA-templated transcription; regulation of cyclin-dependent protein serine/threonine kinase activity
Cellular component (GO): transcription factor TFIIK complex; nucleus
Molecular function (GO): cyclin-dependent protein serine/threonine kinase regulator activity
Source: RefSeq, a predicted model, not a curated record
GACAUGUUCCACAACAGCUCACAGAAGAAGUACUGGAUCUUCCCCAGUGAGGACGAGGUGGAGCACAAGAGAAGUAAAGCGAACCAGAAAGUGCGCAGCAAGAUACAGGAGAGUGUGAAGCCCGGGGUCAGUGACUCCAUGCUCCUGGAGCGUCAUGAGGAAGACGUGUUAUUCAGACAUUAUGAGAAGAGGCUGCUGGAUUUCUGCAACGUCUUCAAACCGGUCAUGCCCAAAUCUGUGGUGGGUACAGCCAUCAUGUACUUCAAAAGAUUCUACAUGAACAACUCCCUCAUGGAGUACCACCCUCGGAUCAUCAUGCUCACGUGUGCAUACCUGUCCUGCAAGGUGGAUGAGUUCAACGUGUCCAGCACCCAGUUUGUGGGGAACCUGGUGCAGGAGAGCCCAGCAGGACAGGAACGAGUCCUGGAGCAGAUCCUGGAGUUCGAGCUGCUGCUAAUCCAACAGCUCCACUUCCACCUGGUGGUCCACAACCCCUACAGGCCCAUGGAGGGGCUGCUCAUCGACAUCAAGACGAGAUACCCCACGCUGGAGAAUCCAGAGUCACUGAGGAAGAAUGCGGACGACUUCCUGACACAGGCGGCCAUGACAGACGCAGGGCUGCUGUUCCCUCCGUCUCAAAUCGCUCUGACAGCCAUUCUGAACAGCGCCUCCAGAGCCAGUCUCAGCAUGGAGAGCUACCUGAACGAAUGCCUGGGACUGAAAGGGGACAAAGAGUCUCUGUCGAAGAUGUACGACUCAAUGAGACGGAUGAAAACCCUCCUGAAGAAGUAUGAAUUUCCCAAAGCGGAGCUGGUGAACGUUUGCAAACAGAAGCUGGAGAGGAUUCACGCUGAAUUUGGCAUCUCAAGCAACAAACGAAAGAGAGGAUACGAAGAAGACGGCCACGUAGCUAAAGAAGCCCGUUUGGCAGAAGAGGAGGAGUGGACAGAUGAAGACCUGAUCUGAGCUCCAUGAGGCUAUAGAAUCAUUAGCACUUUUCAACUUGAGCUGCCAAUGACCAAAAUGCAAUGAUGUACAUGUCCUUUACUUUCCUACAUGUCAUUGCAGUAAAUCUUUUGGGUUUACAUUUGUUCUCCAUUAAGAAUAAAGAUAUUUUUCUACAAA